This is a messenger RNA of Labrus bergylta (ballan wrasse), 17049 nucleotides long. The record is from RefSeq and is a predicted model, not a curated record. Lineage: Eukaryota; Metazoa; Chordata; Actinopteri; Labriformes; Labridae.
UCUGGAUGAAGCAAAAAAGAUGUUGAUUAAAGACAGACAGAACUUGGAGCUAACUAAAUGUGACAUCCAGAAACAAAAUGGCAUUUUGGAAGAAGAGAAACACAAGCUGAAAGAGGAAAGAGACACUUUGGAAAUAACUAAGGCUGAGAUACACAAGAAGCAAGAACAUGCAGAUAGUCUGUUUGAUGAGAUAAACAGACAGAAAACUCAGAUUAAAGACAUGACCCUUCAGCUAAAGUCAGAAAGAGAACAAAUGGAAAACAUCAUGAACUCGAUCACCUUGAAACAAAAAGAACAAGAGCGUAAGGAAGUUGAGCUUGAAGGGCUACAAGAGAAACUGGAAAUGCACAAGAACAGUGUAAUGUCAGAAAGAGAUGAACUGGAAAAUUUGAAGGAAGGUCUCAACAAGAAGAAAGAAGGGUUUGAAGCUGAUAUGACCACCAUCAGGGAAGAGAGAGAACAACUCAGUUGGAUGAAGACCAAUCUGGAGAGGCUACGAGAAAUGCUUUCCAAUGAAAAACAGGAACUAGAUGGACAAAGGGCUGUGCUGAAACAGAAAGAUGAUGAACUGAUGAAUCAAAUGAAACCGAUAGAAAUGCUGAGAGUCAAACUUCAACAGCUGAAUGAAAAGAUGUGUGUAGACCUGAAUAACCAAAUGGACAGUUUGCAGCAAAAAAAUGAAGAUCUGCAGACGCUUUACACUGAACUGGAAGGGAAGCUUGAAGGACUCACCAAACAGAAAGAAAACAUGUCUGGUUACACCGAGCUGUUGGAGAGAGAAAAGCAAGCCUUGUUAACGCUUGUGUCAGACAUGAAUCUCCAGGAACAAGUCAAAGAAAACCAAUGGCAGCAAAUGUUUGAGGUGGAAAGGCAUGAUCUUCACAAACUAAAGGCAGAGCUGGAGAAAGAGAGGGAGGAUCUGGAUGAAGCAAAAAAGAUGUUGAUUAAAGACAGACAGAACUUGGAGCUAACUAAAUGUGACAUCCAGAAACAAAAUGGCAUUUUGGAAGAAGAGAAACACAAGCUGAAAGAGGAAAGAGACACUUUGGAAAUAACUAAGGCUGAGAUACACAAGAAGCAAGAACAUGCAGAUAGUCUGUUUGAUGAGAUAAACAGACAGAAAACUCAGAUUAAAGACAUGACCCUUCAGCUAAAGUCAGAAAGAGAACAAAUGGAAAACAUCAUGAACUCGAUCACCUUGAAACAAAAAGAACAAGAGCGUAAGGAAGUUGAGCUUGAAGGGCUACAAGAGAAACUGGAAAUGCACAAGAACAGUGUAAUGUCAGAAAGAGAUGAACUGGAAAAUUUGAAGGAAGGUCUCAACAAGAAGAAAGAAGGGUUUGAAGCUGAUAUGACCACCAUCAGGGAAGAGAGAGAACAACUCAGUUGGAUGAAGACCAAUCUGGAGAGGCUACGAGAAAUGCUUUCCAAUGAAAAACAGGAACUAGAUGGACAAAGGGCUGUGCUGAAACAGAAAGAUGAUGAACUGAUGAAUCAAAUGAAACCGAUAGAAAUGCUGAGAGUCAAACUUCAACAGCUGAAUGAAAAGAUGUGUGUAGACCUGAAUAACCAAAUGGACAGUUUGCAGCAAAAAAAUGAAGAUCUGCAGACGCUUUACACUGAACUGGAAGGGAAGCUUGAAGGACUCACCAAACAGAAAGAAAACAUGUCUGGUUACACCGAGCUGUUGGAGAGAGAAAAGCAAGCCUUGUUAACGCUUGUGUCAGACAUGAAUCUCCAGGAACAAGUCAAAGAAAACCAAUGGCAGCAAAUGUUUGAGGUGGAAAGGCAUGAUCUUCACAAACUAAAGGCAGAGCUGGAGAAAGAGAGGGAGGAUCUGGAUGAAGCAAAAAAGAUGUUGAUUAAAGACAGACAGAACUUGGAGCUAACUAAAUGUGACAUCCAGAAACAAAAUGGCAUUUUGGAAGAAGAGAAACACAAGCUGAAAGAGGAAAGAGACACUUUGGAAAUAACUAAGGCUGAGAUACACAAGAAGCAAGAACAUGCAGAUAGUCUGUUUGAUGAGAUAAACAGACAGAAAACUCAGAUUAAAGACAUGACCCUUCAGCUAAAGUCAGAAAGAGAACAAAUGGAAAACAUCAUGAACUCGAUCACCUUGAAACAAAAAGAACAAGAGCGUAAGGAAGUUGAGCUUGAAGGGCUACAAGAGAAACUGGAAAUGCACAAGAACAGUGUAAUGUCAGAAAGAGAUGAACUGGAAAAUUUGAAGGAAGGUCUCAACAAGAAGAAAGAAGGGUUUGAAGCUGAUAUGACCACCAUCAGGGAAGAGAGAGAACAACUCAGUUGGAUGAAGACCAAUCUGGAGAGGCUACGAGAAAUGCUUUCCAAUGAAAAACAGGAACUAGAUGGACAAAGGGCUGUGCUGAAACAGAAAGAUGAUGAACUGAUGAAUCAAAUGAAACCGAUAGAAAUGCUGAGAGUCAAACUUCAACAGCUGAAUGAAAAGAUGUGUGUAGACCUGAAUAACCAAAUGGACAGUUUGCAGCAAAAAAAUGAAGAUCUGCAGACGCUUUACACUGAACUGGAAGGGAAGCUUGAAGGACUCACCAAACAGAAAGAAAACAUGUCUGGUUACACCGAGCUGUUGGAGAGAGAAAAGCAAGCCUUGUUAACGCUUGUGUCAGACAUGAAUCUCCAGGAACAAGUCAAAGAAAACCAAUGGCAGCAAAUGUUUGAGGUGGAAAGGCAUGAUCUUCACAAACUAAAGGCAGAGCUGGAGAAAGAGAGGGAGGAUCUGGAUGAAGCAAAAAAGAUGUUGAUUAAAGACAGACAGAACUUGGAGCUAACUAAAUGUGACAUCCAGAAACAAAAUGGCAUUUUGGAAGAAGAGAAACACAAGCUGAAAGAGGAAAGAGACACUUUGGAAAUAACUAAGGCUGAGAUACACAAGAAGCAAGAACAUGCAGAUAGUCUGUUUGAUGAGAUAAACAGACAGAAAACUCAGAUUAAAGACAUGACCCUUCAGCUAAAGUCAGAAAGAGAACAAAUGGAAAACAUCAUGAACUCGAUCACCUUGAAACAAAAAGAACAAGAGCGUAAGGAAGUUGAGCUUGAAGGGCUACAAGAGAAACUGGAAAUGCACAAGAACAGUGUAAUGUCAGAAAGAGAUGAACUGGAAAAUUUGAAGGAAGGUCUCAACAAGAAGAAAGAAGGGUUUGAAGCUGAUAUGACCACCAUCAGGGAAGAGAGAGAACAACUCAGUUGGAUGAAGACCAAUCUGGAGAGGCUACGAGAAAUGCUUUCCAAUGAAAAACAGGAACUAGAUGGACAAAGGGCUGUGCUGAAACAGAAAGAUGAUGAACUGAUGAAUCAAAUGAAACCGAUAGAAAUGCUGAGAGUCAAACUUCAACAGCUGAAUGAAAAGAUGUGUGUAGACCUGAAUAACCAAAUGGACAGUUUGCAGCAAAAAAAUGAAGAUCUGCAGACGCUUUACACUGAACUGGAAGGGAAGCUUGAAGGACUCACCAAACAGAAAGAAAACAUGUCUGGUUACACCGAGCUGUUGGAGAGAGAAAAGCAAGCCUUGUUAACGCUUGUGUCAGACAUGAAUCUCCAGGAACAAGUCAAAGAAAACCAAUGGCAGCAAAUGUUUGAGGUGGAAAGGCAUGAUCUUCACAAACUAAAGGCAGAGCUGGAGAAAGAGAGGGAGGAUCUGGAUGAAGCAAAAAAGAUGUUGAUUAAAGACAGACAGAACUUGGAGCUAACUAAAUGUGACAUCCAGAAACAAAAUGGCAUUUUGGAAGAAGAGAAACACAAGCUGAAAGAGGAAAGAGACACUUUGGAAAUAACUAAGGCUGAGAUACACAAGAAGCAAGAACAUGCAGAUAGUCUGUUUGAUGAGAUAAACAGACAGAAAACUCAGAUUAAAGACAUGACCCUUCAGCUAAAGUCAGAAAGAGAACAAAUGGAAAACAUCAUGAACUCGAUCACCUUGAAACAAAAAGAACAAGAGCGUAAGGAAGUUGAGCUUGAAGGGCUACAAGAGAAACUGGAAAUGCACAAGAACAGUGUAAUGUCAGAAAGAGAUGAACUGGAAAAUUUGAAGGAAGGUCUCAACAAGAAGAAAGAAGGGUUUGAAGCUGAUAUGACCACCAUCAGGGAAGAGAGAGAACAACUCAGUUGGAUGAAGACCAAUCUGGAGAGGCUACGAGAAAUGCUUUCCAAUGAAAAACAGGAACUAGAUGGACAAAGGGCUGUGCUGAAACAGAAAGAUGAUGAACUGAUGAAUCAAAUGAAACCGAUAGAAAUGCUGAGAGUCAAACUUCAACAGCUGAAUGAAAAGAUGUGUGUAGACCUGAAUAACCAAAUGGACAGUUUGCAGCAAAAAAAUGAAGAUCUGCAGACGCUUUACACUGAACUGGAAGGGAAGCUUGAAGGACUCACCAAACAGAAAGAAAACAUGUCUGGUUACACCGAGCUGUUGGAGAGAGAAAAGCAAGCCUUGUUAACGCUUGUGUCAGACAUGAAUCUCCAGGAACAAGUCAAAGAAAACCAAUGGCAGCAAAUGUUUGAGGUGGAAAGGCAUGAUCUUCACAAACUAAAGGCAGAGCUGGAGAAAGAGAGGGAGGAUCUGGAUGAAGCAAAAAAGAUGUUGAUUAAAGACAGACAGAACUUGGAGCUAACUAAAUGUGACAUCCAGAAACAAAAUGGCAUUUUGGAAGAAGAGAAACACAAGCUGAAAGAGGAAAGAGACACUUUGGAAAUAACUAAGGCUGAGAUACACAAGAAGCAAGAACAUGCAGAUAGUCUGUUUGAUGAGAUAAACAGACAGAAAACUCAGAUUAAAGACAUGACCCUUCAGCUAAAGUCAGAAAGAGAACAAAUGGAAAACAUCAUGAACUCGAUCACCUUGAAACAAAAAGAACAAGAGCGUAAGGAAGUUGAGCUUGAAGGGCUACAAGAGAAACUGGAAAUGCACAAGAACAGUGUAAUGUCAGAAAGAGAUGAACUGGAAAAUUUGAAGGAAGGUCUCAACAAGAAGAAAGAAGGGUUUGAAGCUGAUAUGACCACCAUCAGGGAAGAGAGAGAACAACUCAGUUGGAUGAAGACCAAUCUGGAGAGGCUACGAGAAAUGCUUUCCAAUGAAAAACAGGAACUAGAUGGACAAAGGGCUGUGCUGAAACAGAAAGAUGAUGAACUGAUGAAUCAAAUGAAACCGAUAGAAAUGCUGAGAGUCAAACUUCAACAGCUGAAUGAAAAGAUGUGUGUAGACCUGAAUAACCAAAUGGACAGUUUGCAGCAAAAAAAUGAAGAUCUGCAGACGCUUUACACUGAACUGGAAGGGAAGCUUGAAGGACUCACCAAACAGAAAGAAAACAUGUCUGGUUACACCGAGCUGUUGGAGAGAGAAAAGCAAGCCUUGUUAACGCUUGUGUCAGACAUGAAUCUCCAGGAACAAGUCAAAGAAAACCAAUGGCAGCAAAUGUUUGAGGUGGAAAGGCAUGAUCUUCACAAACUAAAGGCAGAGCUGGAGAAAGAGAGGGAGGAUCUGGAUGAAGCAAAAAAGAUGUUGAUUAAAGACAGACAGAACUUGGAGCUAACUAAAUGUGACAUCCAGAAACAAAAUGGCAUUUUGGAAGAAGAGAAACACAAGCUGAAAGAGGAAAGAGACACUUUGGAAAUAACUAAGGCUGAGAUACACAAGAAGCAAGAACAUGCAGAUAGUCUGUUUGAUGAGAUAAACAGACAGAAAACUCAGAUUAAAGACAUGACCCUUCAGCUAAAGUCAGAAAGAGAACAAAUGGAAAACAUCAUGAACUCGAUCACCUUGAAACAAAAAGAACAAGAGCGUAAGGAAGUUGAGCUUGAAGGGCUACAAGAGAAACUGGAAAUGCACAAGAACAGUGUAAUGUCAGAAAGAGAUGAACUGGAAAAUUUGAAGGAAGGUCUCAACAAGAAGAAAGAAGGGUUUGAAGCUGAUAUGACCACCAUCAGGGAAGAGAGAGAACAACUCAGUUGGAUGAAGACCAAUCUGGAGAGGCUACGAGAAAUGCUUUCCAAUGAAAAACAGGAACUAGAUGGACAAAGGGCUGUGCUGAAACAGAAAGAUGAUGAACUGAUGAAUCAAAUGAAACCGAUAGAAAUGCUGAGAGUCAAACUUCAACAGCUGAAUGAAAAGAUGUGUGUAGACCUGAAUAACCAAAUGGACAGUUUGCAGCAAAAAAAUGAAGAUCUGCAGACGCUUUACACUGAACUGGAAGGGAAGCUUGAAGGACUCACCAAACAGAAAGAAAACAUGUCUGGUUACACCGAGCUGUUGGAGAGAGAAAAGCAAGCCUUGUUAACGCUUGUGUCAGACAUGAAUCUCCAGGAACAAGUCAAAGAAAACCAAUGGCAGCAAAUGUUUGAGGUGGAAAGGCAUGAUCUUCACAAACUAAAGGCAGAGCUGGAGAAAGAGAGGGAGGAUCUGGAUGAAGCAAAAAAGAUGUUGAUUAAAGACAGACAGAACUUGGAGCUAACUAAAUGUGACAUCCAGAAACAAAAUGGCAUUUUGGAAGAAGAGAAACACAAGCUGAAAGAGGAAAGAGACACUUUGGAAAUAACUAAGGCUGAGAUACACAAGAAGCAAGAACAUGCAGAUAGUCUGUUUGAUGAGAUAAACAGACAGAAAACUCAGAUUAAAGACAUGACCCUUCAGCUAAAGUCAGAAAGAGAACAAAUGGAAAACAUCAUGAACUCGAUCACCUUGAAACAAAAAGAACAAGAGCGUAAGGAAGUUGAGCUUGAAGGGCUACAAGAGAAACUGGAAAUGCACAAGAACAGUGUAAUGUCAGAAAGAGAUGAACUGGAAAAUUUGAAGGAAGGUCUCAACAAGAAGAAAGAAGGGUUUGAAGCUGAUAUGACCACCAUCAGGGAAGAGAGAGAACAACUCAGUUGGAUGAAGACCAAUCUGGAGAGGCUACGAGAAAUGCUUUCCAAUGAAAAACAGGAACUAGAUGGACAAAGGGCUGUGCUGAAACAGAAAGAUGAUGAACUGAUGAAUCAAAUGAAACCGAUAGAAAUGCUGAGAGUCAAACUUCAACAGCUGAAUGAAAAGAUGUGUGUAGACCUGAAUAACCAAAUGGACAGUUUGCAGCAAAAAAAUGAAGAUCUGCAGACGCUUUACACUGAACUGGAAGGGAAGCUUGAAGGACUCACCAAACAGAAAGAAAACAUGUCUGGUUACACCGAGCUGUUGGAGAGAGAAAAGCAAGCCUUGUUAACGCUUGUGUCAGACAUGAAUCUCCAGGAACAAGUCAAAGAAAACCAAUGGCAGCAAAUGUUUGAGGUGGAAAGGCAUGAUCUUCACAAACUAAAGGCAGAGCUGGAGAAAGAGAGGGAGGAUCUGGAUGAAGCAAAAAAGAUGUUGAUUAAAGACAGACAGAACUUGGAGCUAACUAAAUGUGACAUCCAGAAACAAAAUGGCAUUUUGGAAGAAGAGAAACACAAGCUGAAAGAGGAAAGAGACACUUUGGAAAUAACUAAGGCUGAGAUACACAAGAAGCAAGAACAUGCAGAUAGUCUGUUUGAUGAGAUAAACAGACAGAAAACUCAGAUUAAAGACAUGACCCUUCAGCUAAAGUCAGAAAGAGAACAAAUGGAAAACAUCAUGAACUCGAUCACCUUGAAACAAAAAGAACAAGAGCGUAAGGAAGUUGAGCUUGAAGGGCUACAAGAGAAACUGGAAAUGCACAAGAACAGUGUAAUGUCAGAAAGAGAUGAACUGGAAAAUUUGAAGGAAGGUCUCAACAAGAAGAAAGAAGGGUUUGAAGCUGAUAUGACCACCAUCAGGGAAGAGAGAGAACAACUCAGUUGGAUGAAGACCAAUCUGGAGAGGCUACGAGAAAUGCUUUCCAAUGAAAAACAGGAACUAGAUGGACAAAGGGCUGUGCUGAAACAGAAAGAUGAUGAACUGAUGAAUCAAAUGAAACCGAUAGAAAUGCUGAGAGUCAAACUUCAACAGCUGAAUGAAAAGAUGUGUGUAGACCUGAAUAACCAAAUGGACAGUUUGCAGCAAAAAAAUGAAGAUCUGCAGACGCUUUACACUGAACUGGAAGGGAAGCUUGAAGGACUCACCAAACAGAAAGAAAACAUGUCUGGUUACACCGAGCUGUUGGAGAGAGAAAAGCAAGCCUUGUUAACGCUUGUGUCAGACAUGAAUCUCCAGGAACAAGUCAAAGAAAACCAAUGGCAGCAAAUGUUUGAGGUGGAAAGGCAUGAUCUUCACAAACUAAAGGCAGAGCUGGAGAAAGAGAGGGAGGAUCUGGAUGAAGCAAAAAAGAUGUUGAUUAAAGACAGACAGAACUUGGAGCUAACUAAAUGUGACAUCCAGAAACAAAAUGGCAUUUUGGAAGAAGAGAAACACAAGCUGAAAGAGGAAAGAGACACUUUGGAAAUAACUAAGGCUGAGAUACACAAGAAGCAAGAACAUGCAGAUAGUCUGUUUGAUGAGAUAAACAGACAGAAAACUCAGAUUAAAGACAUGACCCUUCAGCUAAAGUCAGAAAGAGAACAAAUGGAAAACAUCAUGAACUCGAUCACCUUGAAACAAAAAGAACAAGAGCGUAAGGAAGUUGAGCUUGAAGGGCUACAAGAGAAACUGGAAAUGCACAAGAACAGUGUAAUGUCAGAAAGAGAUGAACUGGAAAAUUUGAAGGAAGGUCUCAACAAGAAGAAAGAAGGGUUUGAAGCUGAUAUGACCACCAUCAGGGAAGAGAGAGAACAACUCAGUUGGAUGAAGACCAAUCUGGAGAGGCUACGAGAAAUGCUUUCCAAUGAAAAACAGGAACUAGAUGGACAAAGGGCUGUGCUGAAACAGAAAGAUGAUGAACUGAUGAAUCAAAUGAAACCGAUAGAAAUGCUGAGAGUCAAACUUCAACAGCUGAAUGAAAAGAUGUGUGUAGACCUGAAUAACCAAAUGGACAGUUUGCAGCAAAAAAAUGAAGAUCUGCAGACGCUUUACACUGAACUGGAAGGGAAGCUUGAAGGACUCACCAAACAGAAAGAAAACAUGUCUGGUUACACCGAGCUGUUGGAGAGAGAAAAGCAAGCCUUGUUAACGCUUGUGUCAGACAUGAAUCUCCAGGAACAAGUCAAAGAAAACCAAUGGCAGCAAAUGUUUGAGGUGGAAAGGCAUGAUCUUCACAAACUAAAGGCAGAGCUGGAGAAAGAGAGGGAGGAUCUGGAUGAAGCAAAAAAGAUGUUGAUUAAAGACAGACAGAACUUGGAGCUAACUAAAUGUGACAUCCAGAAACAAAAUGGCAUUUUGGAAGAAGAGAAACACAAGCUGAAAGAGGAAAGAGACACUUUGGAAAUAACUAAGGCUGAGAUACACAAGAAGCAAGAACAUGCAGAUAGUCUGUUUGAUGAGAUAAACAGACAGAAAACUCAGAUUAAAGACAUGACCCUUCAGCUAAAGUCAGAAAGAGAACAAAUGGAAAACAUCAUGAACUCGAUCACCUUGAAACAAAAAGAACAAGAGCGUAAGGAAGUUGAGCUUGAAGGGCUACAAGAGAAACUGGAAAUGCACAAGAACAGUGUAAUGUCAGAAAGAGAUGAACUGGAAAAUUUGAAGGAAGGUCUCAACAAGAAGAAAGAAGGGUUUGAAGCUGAUAUGACCACCAUCAGGGAAGAGAGAGAACAACUCAGUUGGAUGAAGACCAAUCUGGAGAGGCUACGAGAAAUGCUUUCCAAUGAAAAACAGGAACUAGAUGGACAAAGGGCUGUGCUGAAACAGAAAGAUGAUGAACUGAUGAAUCAAAUGAAACCGAUAGAAAUGCUGAGAGUCAAACUUCAACAGCUGAAUGAAAAGAUGUGUGUAGACCUGAAUAACCAAAUGGACAGUUUGCAGCAAAAAAAUGAAGAUCUGCAGACGCUUUACACUGAACUGGAAGGGAAGCUUGAAGGACUCACCAAACAGAAAGAAAACAUGUCUGGUUACACCGAGCUGUUGGAGAGAGAAAAGCAAGCCUUGUUAACGCUUGUGUCAGACAUGAAUCUCCAGGAACAAGUCAAAGAAAACCAAUGGCAGCAAAUGUUUGAGGUGGAAAGGCAUGAUCUUCACAAACUAAAGGCAGAGCUGGAGAAAGAGAGGGAGGAUCUGGAUGAAGCAAAAAAGAUGUUGAUUAAAGACAGACAGAACUUGGAGCUAACUAAAUGUGACAUCCAGAAACAAAAUGGCAUUUUGGAAGAAGAGAAACACAAGCUGAAAGAGGAAAGAGACACUUUGGAAAUAACUAAGGCUGAGAUACACAAGAAGCAAGAACAUGCAGAUAGUCUGUUUGAUGAGAUAAACAGACAGAAAACUCAGAUUAAAGACAUGACCCUUCAGCUAAAGUCAGAAAGAGAACAAAUGGAAAACAUCAUGAACUCGAUCACCUUGAAACAAAAAGAACAAGAGCGUAAGGAAGUUGAGCUUGAAGGGCUACAAGAGAAACUGGAAAUGCACAAGAACAGUGUAAUGUCAGAAAGAGAUGAACUGGAAAAUUUGAAGGAAGGUCUCAACAAGAAGAAAGAAGGGUUUGAAGCUGAUAUGACCACCAUCAGGGAAGAGAGAGAACAACUCAGUUGGAUGAAGACCAAUCUGGAGAGGCUACGAGAAAUGCUUUCCAAUGAAAAACAGGAACUAGAUGGACAAAGGGCUGUGCUGAAACAGAAAGAUGAUGAACUGAUGAAUCAAAUGAAACCGAUAGAAAUGCUGAGAGUCAAACUUCAACAGCUGAAUGAAAAGAUGUGUGUAGACCUGAAUAACCAAAUGGACAGUUUGCAGCAAAAAAAUGAAGAUCUGCAGACGCUUUACACUGAACUGGAAGGGAAGCUUGAAGGACUCACCAAACAGAAAGAAAACAUGUCUGGUUACACCGAGCUGUUGGAGAGAGAAAAGCAAGCCUUGUUAACGCUUGUGUCAGACAUGAAUCUCCAGGAACAAGUCAAAGAAAACCAAUGGCAGCAAAUGUUUGAGGUGGAAAGGCAUGAUCUUCACAAACUAAAGGCAGAGCUGGAGAAAGAGAGGGAGGAUCUGGAUGAAGCAAAAAAGAUGUUGAUUAAAGACAGACAGAACUUGGAGCUAACUAAAUGUGACAUCCAGAAACAAAAUGGCAUUUUGGAAGAAGAGAAACACAAGCUGAAAGAGGAAAGAGACACUUUGGAAAUAACUAAGGCUGAGAUACACAAGAAGCAAGAACAUGCAGAUAGUCUGUUUGAUGAGAUAAACAGACAGAAAACUCAGAUUAAAGACAUGACCCUUCAGCUAAAGUCAGAAAGAGAACAAAUGGAAAACAUCAUGAACUCGAUCACCUUGAAACAAAAAGAACAAGAGCGUAAGGAAGUUGAGCUUGAAGGGCUACAAGAGAAACUGGAAAUGCACAAGAACAGUGUAAUGUCAGAAAGAGAUGAACUGGAAAAUUUGAAGGAAGGUCUCAACAAGAAGAAAGAAGGGUUUGAAGCUGAUAUGACCACCAUCAGGGAAGAGAGAGAACAACUCAGUUGGAUGAAGACCAAUCUGGAGAGGCUACGAGAAAUGCUUUCCAAUGAAAAACAGGAACUAGAUGGACAAAGGGCUGUGCUGAAACAGAAAGAUGAUGAACUGAUGAAUCAAAUGAAACCGAUAGAAAUGCUGAGAGUCAAACUUCAACAGCUGAAUGAAAAGAUGUGUGUAGACCUGAAUAACCAAAUGGACAGUUUGCAGCAAAAAAAUGAAGAUCUGCAGACGCUUUACACUGAACUGGAAGGGAAGCUUGAAGGACUCACCAAACAGAAAGAAAACAUGUCUGGUUACACCGAGCUGUUGGAGAGAGAAAAGCAAGCCUUGUUAACGCUUGUGUCAGACAUGAAUCUCCAGGAACAAGUCAAAGAAAACCAAUGGCAGCAAAUGUUUGAGGUGGAAAGGCAUGAUCUUCACAAACUAAAGGCAGAGCUGGAGAAAGAGAGGGAGGAUCUGGAUGAAGCAAAAAAGAUGUUGAUUAAAGACAGACAGAACUUGGAGCUAACUAAAUGUGACAUCCAGAAACAAAAUGGCAUUUUGGAAGAAGAGAAACACAAGCUGAAAGAGGAAAGAGACACUUUGGAAAUAACUAAGGCUGAGAUACACAAGAAGCAAGAACAUGCAGAUAGUCUGUUUGAUGAGAUAAACAGACAGAAAACUCAGAUUAAAGACAUGACCCUUCAGCUAAAGUCAGAAAGAGAACAAAUGGAAAACAUCAUGAACUCGAUCACCUUGAAACAAAAAGAACAAGAGCGUAAGGAAGUUGAGCUUGAAGGGCUACAAGAGAAACUGGAAAUGCACAAGAACAGUGUAAUGUCAGAAAGAGAUGAACUGGAAAAUUUGAAGGAAGGUCUCAACAAGAAGAAAGAAGGGUUUGAAGCUGAUAUGACCACCAUCAGGGAAGAGAGAGAACAACUCAGUUGGAUGAAGACCAAUCUGGAGAGGCUACGAGAAAUGCUUUCCAAUGAAAAACAGGAACUAGAUGGACAAAGGGCUGUGCUGAAACAGAAAGAUGAUGAACUGAUGAAUCAAAUGAAACCGAUAGAAAUGCUGAGAGUCAAACUUCAACAGCUGAAUGAAAAGAUGUGUGUAGACCUGAAUAACCAAAUGGACAGUUUGCAGCAAAAAAAUGAAGAUCUGCAGACGCUUUACACUGAACUGGAAGGGAAGCUUGAAGGACUCACCAAACAGAAAGAAAACAUGUCUGGUUACACCGAGCUGUUGGAGAGAGAAAAGCAAGCCUUGUUAACGCUUGUGUCAGACAUGAAUCUCCAGGAACAAGUCAAAGAAAACCAAUGGCAGCAAAUGUUUGAGGUGGAAAGGCAUGAUCUUCACAAACUAAAGGCAGAGCUGGAGAAAGAGAGGGAGGAUCUGGAUGAAGCAAAAAAGAUGUUGAUUAAAGACAGACAGAACUUGGAGCUAACUAAAUGUGACAUCCAGAAACAAAAUGGCAUUUUGGAAGAAGAGAAACACAAGUUGAAAGAGGAAAGAGACACUUUGGAAAUAACUAAGGCUGAGAUACACAAGAAGCAAGAACAUGCAGAUAGUCUGUUUGAUGAGAUAAACAGACAGAAAACUCAGAUUAAAGACAUGACCCUUCAGCUAAAGUCAGAAAGAGAACAAAUGGAAAACAUCAUGAACUCGAUCACCUUGAAACAAAAAGAACAAGAGCGUAAGGAAGUUGAGCUUGAAGGGCUACAAGAGAAACUGGAAAUGCACAAGAACAGUGUAAUGUCAGAAAGAGAUGAACUGGAAAAUUUGAAGGAAGGUCUCAACAAGAAGAAAGAAGGGUUUGAAGCUGAUAUGACCACCAUCAGGGAAGAGAGAGAACAACUCAGUUGGAUGAAGACCAAUCUGGAGAGGCUACGAGAAAUGCUUUCCAAUGAAAAACAGGAACUAGAUGGACAAAGGGCUGUGCUGAAACAGAAAGAUGAUGAACUGAUGAAUCAAAUGAAACCGAUAGAAAUGCUGAGAGUCAAACUUCAACAGCUGAAUGAAAAGAUGUGUGUAGACCUGAAUAACCAAAUGGACAGUUUGCAGCAAAAAAAUGAAGAUCUGCAGACGCUUUACACUGAACUGGAAGGGAAGCUUGAAGGACUCACCAAACAGAAAGAAAACAUGUCUGGUUACACCGAGCUGUUGGAGAGAGAAAAGCAAGCCUUGUUAACGCUUGUGUCAGACAUGAAUCUCCAGGAACAAGUCAAAGAAAACCAAUGGCAGCAAAUGUUUGAGGUGGAAAGGCAUGAUCUUCACAAACUAAAGGCAGAGCUGGAGAAAGAGAGGGAGGAUCUGGAUGAAGCAAAAAAGAUGUUGAUUAAAGACAGACAGAACUUGGAGCUAACUAAAUGUGACAUCCAGAAACAAAAUGGCAUUUUGGAAGAAGAGAAACACAAGUUGAAAGAGGAAAGAGACACUUUGGAAAUAACUAAGGCUGAGAUACACAAGAAGCAAGAACAUGCAGAUAGUCUGUUUGAUGAGAUAAACAGACAGAAAACUCAGAUUAAAGACAUGACCCUUCAGCUAAAGUCAGAAAGAGAACAAAUGGAAAACAUCAUGAACUCGAUCACCUUGAAACAAAAAGAACAAGAGCGUAAGGAAGUUGAGCUUGAAGGGCUACAAGAGAAACUGGAAAUGCACAAGAACAGUGUAAUGUCAGAAAGAGAUGAACUGGAAAAUUUGAAGGAAGGUCUCAACAAGAAGAAAGAAGGGUUUGAAGCUGAUAUGACCACCAUCAGGGAAGAGAGAGAACAACUCAGUUGGAUGAAGACCAAUCUGGAGAGGCUACGAGAAAUGCUUUCCAAUGAAAAACAGGAACUAGAUGGACAAAGGGCUGUGCUGAAACAGAAAGAUGAUGAACUGAUGAAUCAAAUGAAACCGAUAGAAAUGCUGAGAGUCAAACUUCAACAGCUGAAUGAAAAGAUGUGUGUAGACCUGAAUAACCAAAUGGACAGUUUGCAGCAAAAAAAUGAAGAUCUGCAGACGCUUUACACUGAACUGGAAGGGAAGCUUGAAGGACUCACCAAACAGAAAGAAAACAUGUCUGGUUACACCGAGCUGUUGGAGAGAGAAAAGCAAGCCUUGUUAACGCUUGUGUCAGACAUGAAUCUCCAGGAACAAGUCAAAGAAAACCAAUGGCAGCAAAUGUUUGAGGUGGAAAGGCAUGAUCUUCACAAACUAAAGGCAGAGCUGGAGAAAGAGAGGGAGGAUCUGGAUGAAGCAAAAAAGAUGUUGAUUAAAGACAGACAGAACUUGGAGCUAACUAAAUGUGACAUCCAGAAACAAAAUGGCAUUUUGGAAGAAGAGAAACACAAGCUGAAAGAGGAAAGAGACACUUUGGAAAUAACUAAGGCUGAGAUACACAAGAAGCAAGAACAUGCAGAUAGUCUGUUUGAUGAGAUAAACAGACAGAAAACUCAGAUUAAAGACAUGACCCUUCAGCUAAAGUCAGAAAGAGAACAAAUGGAAAACAUCAUGAACUCGAUCACCUUGAAACAAAAGAACAAGAGCGAAGGUCUCAACAAGAAGAAAGAAGGGUUUGAAGCUGAUAUGACCACCAUCAGGGAAGAGAGAGAACAACUCAGUUGGAUGAAGACCAAUCUGGAGAGGCUACGAGAAAUGCUUUCCAAUGAAAAACAGGAACUAGAUGGACAAAGGGCUGUGCUGAAACAGAAAGAUGAUGAACUGAUGAAUCAAAUGAAACCGAUAGAAAUGCUGAGAGUCAAACUUCAACAGCUGAAUGAAAAGAUGUGUGUAGACCUGAAUAACCAAAUGGACAGUUUGCAGCAAAAAAAUGAAGAUCUGCAGACGCUUUACACUGAACUGGAAGGGAAGCUUGAAGGACUCACCAAACAGAAAGAAAACAUGUCUGGUUACACCGAGCUGUUGGAGAGAGAAAAGCAAGCCUUGUUAACGCUUGUGUCAGACAUGAAUCUCCAGGAACAAGUCAAAGAAAACCAAUGGCAGCAAAUGUUUGAGGUGGAAAGGCAUGAUCUUCACAAACUAAAGGCAGAGCUGGAGAAAGAGAGGGAGGAUCUGGAUGAAGCAAAAAAGAUGUUGAUUAAAGACAGACAGAACUUGGAGCUAACUAAAUGUGACAUCCAGAAACAAAAUGGCAUUUUGGAAGAAGAGAAACACAAGUUGAAAGAGGAAAGAGACACUUUGGAAAUAACUAAGGCUGAGAUACACAAGAAGCAAGAACAUGCAGAUAGUCUGUUUGAUGAGAUGAACAGACAGAAAACUCAGAUUGAAGAUAUGACCCUUCAGGUAAAGUUAGAAAGAGAAAACAGUCCAAAAGAAAUUGUAAUUUCAAAGUCUGAAAUUGCAACACAAACUGACGAUACAGUAACAGAAGGGAUACAGGAGCAAGAUUUCAGUAUGCAGGCCUUGAAUAAUCUUCCAGAGUCUGAAUCUGAAUCUGGUGUACCGUCACAAACAAAGCAUUAUGAUCAGCCCUUUGGGAUAAAUAAAGCAUAUCAACAUCAUCUCACAGAAGAUAAGAAGUUAAAAAGGGAUACUUUGCAAAACAUCUGGAAGGACACUAAAAAAGAGCAGAAAGAAAUAAGUCACAUGAAGCAUAGGAGUCAUAAAAUUAAAAACAACCUGACAAAGAGACUCCAGGAUUUCAAUCAGUUUUUCAAGGGGGCAUGGUUACUGAAAGAACCAUUAGAGAAGAAAAAUAUUGAACAAUUAACUCAAUUCAGGAGGUAUCAAUGUGAUUGUGAGAAAGACCACAAAACACUAGAUGAAAAAUACUCAGAGCUCCAACAACUUAAGGUCCACAUGCUUACUGAGAUUGAGAAACUGCAGAAUGACACAAGGUCCAUGACAACCCUGAUAACGAGCCACAAGGACAAUGAAACCGCAAUAGAGGAAAUAAUGGCAGGGAAGACAAUAAAACAAACUUCUUCAAAAACAUAUCAAGGGGAGAUAAGAGACGAGGCUGAAGCACCUCCAGUAUCAAACAAUGGACUCCUUGGUCAGCUCUGGCAUCACUGCUAUGGCUGCUGCUGUGAGACUGUGUCUGAAAAAUAGAAUUGGGAAACAUGUCUUCUCGUCCUAACUCUUGUGUUAAUUUAAACUGCAGCUUAUUUAGAAACAUGUAUUUGAUUUUCUAUUUCAUUAUUAACAUCAACAUUAUUAAACAAGUUUUAUUUUAUGCCUAGUUGUGUUUUUUUGUAGUCCAGAAAUAUAAAUAUUUAAAAGGACUUGUAUAAGUUUUGCGAACUUUAAAGGAAUUGAUGUGAAAUGCUUUAUAAUUGAUGCCUCCUAACUUUUCUUUUCUACAUGUCUACAUGUUACUGGAGCUAUGAGUGCAGAAAGUUCACUGAAAAUGGCUUCAUUUGACAAUUUGAUUCUGAUUCCUACUUUAAACCUUAUCCUUUAACAUUCUUUUUAAAAGUUAUGCUCUUAUUAAAUCCACAUAGUAUUUGUAGUACUGGAUACAUGCUGUUUACAACCCUUUCCGUGACGUGCCACAUUUAUUUAAGAAACAUUAAAUGGUAAAUGGACUUGAGCUUAUAUAGCGCUUUUCUAGUCUUCCGACUACUCAAAGCGCUUUUACACUGCAU